AUGAGUUCAGCGGCAGUUGAAUUAGCUAGUAUUAGUGGAUCAACGAGUAUUACGGAAGCAACGAGUAUUAGUGGAUCAACGAGUAUUAGUCUCGAUUUAGCACCGAAUGCUCAUGUAAAUCAAUAUGAAUACAUUGUCGAAAACGGCAAAACGCAGGAUUUCAAUUCCCUUAUAAACAAACAAACUAAUCGAUCAUUAUUUAAAUGGACAAAUGAUCUAAAUGAUGGCAGAGAAUUAUGGAGACGUAUAUUACUUUCGUUAAGUGGUCUUGCAUCAUUCCUCAAUGCACUUUAUAUUGUACUUGUUAUAAAAGGGAAAUUAUCAUCUUAUAUGUGGGGUGUAAUAGCAGCUAUUAUAUAUGGUGUUUUUGCAUUUGCCUAUGGUUAUGUUGGAGAUGCACAACUAAACAUUAUGGUUUUUUUACCAAUGCAACUAAUUGGUGCUUAUUUAUGGUCGAAUCAAUUAGAUUCUGAGUUAACAAUACGUGUUCAUGCAUUAUCCAUAUUAAAAUGGAUUUUUGUUAUUAUAUUAUGUGCAGCAUUAGCACCCAUGUUCUACUGGGAAAUACCUGCGUUCAGUAAAUUAAUAACUAAGCAAUAUAUUUUUGAAACGAUGAUUACACCUCAUAUAUUAGAUGCUCUAACAAAUUCAUUGAGUGUUGUUGCACAAGUUUUAGUUAUAUUUCGGUAUUGGGAGCAAUAUAUUCUAUGGUUAGCUGUUAAUGUAAUGAAUAUUAUAAUGUACAGCGGUUUGUUACAAACACCAUUGGACAUUAAUUUAUUACUUGCAUGGAUUGUGUCAAGUAUUUAUACACUUGUUGGUUUAUAUACUUGGUUUAGAAGAUGGAAAAGUUCGAUCCGUAUUAAACCAGAACUACAGGAGAUAUUUUCACUGUCUGAUCAAAAGUGA
Didymodactylos carnosus is the source of this 909-nucleotide messenger RNA. The record is from the annotation of a GenBank genome assembly. NCBI's taxonomy places the organism in Eukaryota, Metazoa, Rotifera, Eurotatoria, Philodinida, Philodinidae.